Messenger RNA from Aspergillus campestris IBT 28561, 1377 nucleotides. RefSeq lists its product as uncharacterized. Lineage: Eukaryota; Fungi; Ascomycota; Eurotiomycetes; Eurotiales; Aspergillaceae. Bases 1 to 1332 code for a protein of 443 amino acids. Gene Ontology annotation, biological process: amino acid transmembrane transport. The transcript has 5 exons. The record is from RefSeq and is a predicted model, not a curated record. Gene Ontology annotation, molecular function: amino acid transmembrane transporter activity. Gene Ontology annotation, cellular component: vacuolar membrane.
AUGACGGUGCAGGAUGCCCCCACCCACGACGACGUGCUUGGCGAGAUCACCGAUCAAGGCCCCAACUACAGCAAUCUGGGCUUCCUAGGUACUACCGUCCUCAUGAUGAAGACCGAGGUCGGCCUCGGUGUCCUCUCCAUCCCGACAGCCCUGAACAUCUUGGGCCUCGCGCCUGGCAUUCUCUGCCUGUGCGCCCUUGCCGCCAUUACAACAUGGUCCGAGUACAUCGUUGGCACCUUCAAGGCCAACCACCCGGGAGUCUACGCCAUCGACGACGUGGGGGCAUUGCUUUUCGGUCCCCUGGGGCCGUGGUAUCCUGGCCGCGACUGGAUCUUCGUCACCGGCUCGGGGAUCCUGAGCAUCUCCAUCGGCCUCAACGCAGUGUCCACGCACGGCGCCUGUACCGCCGUCUUCGUCGCCAUCGGGGCCCUCGUCGGAUUUCUCGGCAGCAGUGGGCGCACACUGGGUCGCAUCACAUGGCUGGCUAGUAUCGGGCUGCCGUCGAUCCUCAUCGCUCUGGUCGUCGUCACCAUCGCCGUCGGUGUCCAGGACAGCCCGGCUUCUGCUCCCACGACCCGGGGUCCCUGGGUCUCUGACUACCAGAUCGUCGGCGAUCCCACCUUCCCUCAGGCUAUCAGCGCGGUCGUCUCGCUCGUCUUCGCCUAUUCCGGGUCCUCGGGGUUCUUCCCCAUCGUGUCCGAGAUGCGUAACCCAUCCCAAUACACUCGUGCGUUGAUCGUCUGCAAAGUUGGCGUCACGCUGAUCUACGGGGUCAUCGGCUGCCUACUCUACUACUACUGCGGAUCGUACGUGGCGUCGCCGGCGCUGGGAUCCGCCGGUGGCACCGUGAAGAAGGUGUGCUAUGGAUUGGCGCUGCCGGGGUUGAUCGUGACGACAACGAUCGUGGCGCACAUUCCGUCCAAGUUCGUCUUCGUCCAUCUCCUCCGCGGCUCGCCCCAUCUCACCUCCAGUUCCCCCACGCACUGGAUCACCUGGCUCGGAUGUACAUUGAGCGUGACACUCAUCGCCUACAUCAUCGCUAGCGCCAUCCCUUCCUUCGAUGCUCUAGUAUCGCUCAUCGGAGCCCUACUGGGAACGCUAACCUGUUUCCAGCCCAUGGCUUGCAUGUGGUUAUACGAUAACUGGCACAGCGGGACGCGCGGGUCGAAAAGGUGGUGCUGCAUGGUGGCGUGGAGUAUCCUGGUCAUCGCGAUCGGGACAUUCCUGAUGGUCGCGGGCACGUAUGGAUCUGUCGUUGCGGUGAUUGCAUCGUACCAGACUUCAGGCGGGGGAGGGGCGUUUUCAUGUGCCGAUAACUCUAAUUUGGUGUAGGUUUGGGUUGGUUGGAUACCUGGUGGAUGGGUAUAUCGAAAAUAC